AUGGCGGAGAUCGCUGUAGGCUUGGUCAUAGACAAGUUGAUUCCAUUGCUGACUGAAGAAGCAUACUUGUUGAGAGGUAUUCAUAAAGAAGUUGAGAGAAUCAAGUGUGAUCUAGACUUUCUUUUGGCUUUUCUCAAGAAUGCAGAUGCAAGAGUCGAGCAGACAAAUCAAAUCAUCACCAACAAUUGUCACGGGGUUAAAGUGUGGGUGGAAAAACUUCGAAAAGCAUCAUUUGAAGUAGAAGAUGUUAUUGAUGAAUACACACAUCUCAUGGUGAAACAACGAUGUCAUCCCCAUAUAAAAAGAUUUGUUGCUUUUGUUCGCAGAAGUACUUGCUUGGUCAUAAAACUAAAAUCACGCCAUGACACAGCUUCCAAAAUAAAAGACAUUAGACAAACGAUUCGAGAUAUAAAUCAAACAAGGGCAUCCUAUGGCUUCAAUUUCACACUACAUGAAGAAUCUACAUUCGCUUCUCGAACAAGUUCAUGGUAUGAUCCUCGAAAAAGUUCUUGUUUUCUUAGGGAAAGUGAUAUUGUGGGCAUUGAAUCUUCUAGAGAUGAAUUAAUUGAAAAGGUGGAAGAUGGAUCUCCAAGGCGCACUGUGAUCUCUUUGGUAGGGAUGGGAGGACUCGGCAAGACCACUCUAGCCCAUCAAGUGUAUGUUUGUAUGAAAAGAAGUUUUGAUUGUCAUGCUUGGAUUGAAGUUUCUCAGUCAUAUGAGAAGGUGGAACUAUUACAAAAGUUACUGAAGAAGUUCUUGGAGUCGAGAGAGGAGUCUACUCCUCAAGGAUUUGAUGCAAUGGAUGAAAGUACAUUGACUAAAAAGUUAAGAGAUUACUUACAUGGAAAAAGCUAUCUUGUGGUUUUUGAUGAUGUUUGGAAGAUAAACUUUUGGGGUGACAUACAAAAUGCUUUACCUGAUAAUGGCAACGAGAAAAGUGGAAGAGUAUUUAUCACAACAAGAUAUGUUGAAGUAGCAAAGUUUUGUAAGGUAUCAUCACUUGUUCAUAUUCAUUAUCUUCAACGUCUUGCUCCAAAGAAGGCAUGGGAACUCUUUUGCAAAAAGGCUUUUCAAGAUGAAUCUAGUGGGUAUUGUCCACUCCACUUACACAAGUUGUCACAUGAGAUUGUUGAAAGAUGUGAAGGAUUACCACUUGCUAUUGUAGUAAUAGCUGGUCUUCUUUCCACUAAAAACAACACUAUUGAAGAGUGGAGAAAAUUGCUUACAACUCUAAGUUCAGAGUUGCAUAGCAAUGAACAUCUAGAAAGCAUAACAAAAAUUCUCUCCUUGAGCUACAAUGAUCUACCGUAUUACCUUAAAUCUUGCUUCUUAUACUUGGGGUAUUUUCCUGAAGACUACUCCAUCAGAUGUGGAAGACUAAUUCGCCAAUGGAUUGCUGAAGGCUUUGUGAAAUCAAAAAAGGAUAAAACACUCGAGGUGGCUGCAGAAGAAUAUUUGGUGGAUUUGAUAAAUAGAAAUCUCAUUCAAGUAUCUGAGAAAGAUUUUGAUGGAAAAGCUAGAACAUGUCGAAUUCACGAUCUUCUACGUGAGAUUAUCCUCAACAAGAUGGAGGAUUUGAGUUUCUGUCAAGUUUUGUCAUCGAAUGAUUCAAACCUCAAAGGAUCAUCAGCUCGACGCAUUUCAAUUGUUAAUGGCUUUUAUGAAGGUAUUAAGAGUAAUAAUGCUUCUAAAAUUUCUCAAGUGCGGUCCAUUUUUAUCUUUGAUAAAGACAAAAUGCUUAAUCAUCACAUAAGAGAAAUCACCAUAAAGUUCAAGCUCCUGAAAGUUCUUGAUUUUGAAGAUGCUCCGAAUCUAAAUCACAUUUCUAAAGACAUUGGAAGCUUAUUUCACUUGAAAUAUUUAAGUGUUCGAGGCACAAGAGUUAGGAGUUUGCCUAAGUCUAUUGGAAAGUUAGAAAAUUUAGAGACAUUGGAUUUAAAACAAUCUUUGGUGUUUGAGAUACCAGUUGAGAUCAAAAUGCUUAAAAAAUUAAGACACUUUUUAGCUUACCAUGGAAGUUUUGAUGAUUCUUUCAAUCAAUUAAAAGGAGUAAAACUAGAAAGGGGAAUUGGUCAGUUGAAAGCCUUGCAAAAGUUAUACUUUAUAGAUGUCAAUGUUGUUAGAAUAGUUGACCUAUUGAAGGAAUUGUACAAGUUGACAGAGUUGAGAAAAUUAGGAAUUAUAAACUUAAGAAGUGAAGAUGGUAGAAGACUAUGUGACUGUAUUCAAAACAUGAACCACCUUGAAUCCCUUAGUGUAGCUUCAAUAAGUUCAGAUGAGACAGUUGAUUUGGAAUCCAUGUCUUGCCCCCCUCAAUUUCUUCGGCGUCUCCACCUACAAGGGCCUCUGAAGAAUUUACCUAAAUGGAUCACACAACUUCAAAAUCUAAGUAGGAUUGGAAUAUAUUGGUCAAAGCUAGAAAUCGAUCCAUUGAAUGUUCUUCAAAAUCUGCACAAUCUUUUGGAACUUCGCAUAUUUCAUGAUGGUUACUAUGGUGAGAAACUACACUUUGUUGAAGGAAGUUUUCCAAAACUCAAGGCACUCGACCUCUAUUCUCUAAGCAAGUUACGCUCGAUAGUAAUAGAGGAAGGAGCAUUGUGUAAUCUUGAAGAGUUCUACAUUGGGCCUUGUCCACAGUUAAAGGAAUUGUCAUCUGGAUUCCAACAUUUGAGAAACCUUAAAGUUUUUUACUUGUGUGAAUUGCCCACAAUCUUCUUGAUAUCCCAAAAUUUUCAAAGCUUGCAAUGUAUUGGGGUAGACAUUCGACUUCGAUGCAACAUUCGUGGGAAAAUGUGGCGACUUGUAUUCGAAUGGGUUACUGAAUUCUUGGAAUAUUUGAGAGGUAAGACUGACUAUCUAGUUCCAUUUCAAUUGUAUAUUUAUUAUAUUGUUGAAAAAUGUCAUCAUUAUGUGUGCACAUUAUGUGAGUAA
Humulus lupulus (European hop) is the source of this 2931-nucleotide messenger RNA. Its product is annotated as disease resistance protein RPM1-like. Bases 1 to 2931 code for a protein of 976 amino acids. Gene Ontology annotation, molecular function: ADP binding. The transcript has a single exon. NCBI's taxonomy places the organism in Eukaryota, Viridiplantae, Streptophyta, Magnoliopsida, Rosales, Cannabaceae. The record is from RefSeq and is a predicted model, not a curated record. Gene Ontology annotation, biological process: defense response to other organism.